CAAAAAGAUAUAAGAACUCAUCAAUUCUCGUCAUAUUCCCUAUCUCUUCAUUCCCAUCUCAACCCCUUUGAACAUUUGUCAAACACACAGUAUCCAUUCUCAUCCUCAACCAUAUCAUCUCAUUCGAAUUUAUAACUUAGCUCCCUUCAUCUCAUCUUCUUUGAACCGAUUCACUCAACAUAUCAAAACACAUCACUGUUUUACAUAUCUAUCUUUCCUCCUCUUGACCAUCUUCGUCCCUUUCAUAUAAGCCUUUUCAUCAAAAUCCAAGCGUCUUUUUAAAUUCCCAACACAAACAUAUCAUUCAAGAUGUUAUCAGACCCUGUCUUCACUUCUAUCAACGCUAAUCUCUACCACCCCGAUCAUGUACUCAAACAUCCUGACUUUAAAAUCCUCAAAGCAGAUGAAGUUAAACACGUCUCUCCUUCAACUAACAUUGCGUGCUUUUACAAUGACAAGAAACAGAUUCAUAUGGUACAGAAACCUAUGCCAGAAGUUCAUCCUGGUCAAGUCUUACUUCAUGUAAGAGCCACCGGUAUCUGUGGAUCUGAUGUUCAUUUCUGGAAACACUCCCGAGUUGGUGACACCAUGGUUGUAAAAGAUGAGUGCGGUGGUGGUCAUGAAUCAGCCGGUGAAGUUAUCCAGGUUGGAGAAGGUGUCACUCACCUCAAAGUCGGUGAUCGUGUCGCGAUCGAGGCUGGUAUUCCAUGUUCCAAGCCAACUUGUGAGAUGUGCCUCACAGGUCGAUACAACGCUUGUCCCGAUAUAGUCUUUUUCUCGACUCCACCAUUCCAUGGACUCCUCACUCGGUUUCACGCUCAUCCAGCAUGUUGGCUUCACAAACUUCCACCUUCGAUUUCCUAUGAAGAAGGAUCAUUACUCGAACCCUUGGCUGUCUCUCUGGCCGGUAUUGAACGUUCUGGUCUUCGACUGGGUGACCCAGUCUUAAUCUGUGGAGCUGGUCCAAUCGGUCUAGUCACCCUACUCGCUUGUCGUGCAGCAGGUGCAUCACCCAUUGCGAUCACCGAUCUUUCCGAUGACCGUCUCAACUUUGCUAAACAACUCGUCCCAACUGUCAAGACUGUCAAAGUUGGUCGAUCUUCAACUUCAAAAGAGGUUGCAGAUCAAGUAGUAGAAGUUAUGGGUUUAAAGCCCUCAAUCGCCAUUGAAUGCAGUGGAUUUGAAUCCUCGAUCAAUGCAGCUAUCUUUAGUAUGAAAUUCGGUGGUAAAGUGUUUGUGAUUGGAGUAGGAAAGGAUGAACAAGUUUACCCAUUCAUGCACAUGAGUGCCAACGAGAUCGACUUACAAUUCCAAUUCCGAUACGCAAACCAAUACCCAAAAGCCAUCAGGUUAUUGGAAGAUGGUCUGAUCGAUCUCAAACCAUUGGUCACUCACCGUUUUGCACUAGAAAAGGCUGUGGAAGCAUUUGAAACUGCAGCAGAUAUCAAAUCAGGUUCAAUCAAAGUUCAAAUUCUCGAUCUUUGAUCCCCCCAAACGCUUUCAAUCUUUAAUGUUUCCGGUAAAAGGACAAUCGAAUGAAUAAACUCUCCCAACCUGAAGGAAAAUUGUGACAUUACAAUGUUUUUGGUUCUUUUUUUGUCGUUGGUUUGAAGAUUUUUUAUCUUUUGUUUACCUUAAUUUUUGAAUCUUCCUUUUAAUCGAACCUCGCAAUCAAAAAUCUCAAAUUGUAUUAAACUUUUCAAUUCCGUUUGUUUUUUUCCAUCUCUCUAGUCUUGGCUAGUAUUCUCAGUCUCAAGAAUCAGUUUUCUUCGGUUUCAUCUACUUGUAUUUCUAAGAUGAAUGAAUCCUACCUUGAAAGAUUCGUAGUAGUGCUUUCAAAAGAACAAUAAUAAUAAGCAAUUUUGGGUAUCGUGUUUUCAAAUUC
Molecule: messenger RNA, 1885 nt
Organism: Melampsora larici-populina 98AG31
Lineage: Eukaryota; Fungi; Basidiomycota; Pucciniomycetes; Pucciniales; Melampsoraceae
Exons: 8
Coding region: 310-1485 (391 amino acids)
Biological process (GO): D-sorbitol catabolic process
Molecular function (GO): zinc ion binding; L-iditol 2-dehydrogenase (NAD+) activity
Source: RefSeq, a predicted model, not a curated record